Molecule: messenger RNA, 3839 nt
Organism: Heterotrigona itama
Lineage: Eukaryota; Metazoa; Arthropoda; Insecta; Hymenoptera; Apidae
Source: the annotation of a GenBank genome assembly
UCAGGUGUCGACUAGCAGAACGACCUGUUGGCUGCUGUUCGUCUGCUUGAUCGUAAUUCUCGGAACUCUCGAUAAUGCAGAAGGUAAUCGUUUACCACGCUUUCCAACGAUACGCGGAUCUUUUGCCCUGUUUUGCCAUCGCUACAGUCCUCAGAUUUUUAUAUUUCAAUAUAAUUUUAAUUAUCUCUUGCCCAGUUUAGCAAACGAGAAAAGUCAUUCACCAUUUUGUAGUGUUUCAAGAAGACAUUUAAGGUGAAACUUGGUCGAGAAAUAAGAAACGUUUUCGUAUUUUGUUCAGACUUCAGAUUUUUUUUUUAAUUAAAGAACGCAGCAGAGUAACGUAACGUAAAAUACAAGUUUAGAUUAGCACGUCGAUGAUUUACUGAUUUAUUCAAUCGUUUACUAAUGACUUUUUCAUUCGAUUAAUCGGUAUUUAACGUGGCAUAAACGCGAGUCAGUUUUGUGUUACUUAUCGUCACUCGGGUUGAAAUUAUUUUUACAAUCUUUCCCUUUCAAAAGAUAAAGUUACGGAAGCAGAAGACUAUAACAAGCGAAAGGCGUCAAUCUCCAUCUUCGCUUCUUCGUUACAAACAUUAAACGAUUAUGUAAGAAUGGCCCGCAUAUUCCCAGAGCGAUCAGAGUUAUGCAAUCUGGCAUUAAUAUCUCGAAAAACAUUCUCGAACGAGUGUAAUCUUCUUCCUACGACUGCCUAUUUGUGUGAUAUAUAUAUAUAUCGAUCUGUUGUUAAAAAUUUGAAGAGAAACUUUUUGAAGUGAUAAUAAAUUCCCAGAGUGAAUAAUAAUUCGAAACGAAUAAUUGCAGAGUAAAUGUCAACCAAGUAGAAUGCCUUGUUUGCUUACUAUUUUCAUUAAAAGGAACCGAAGUCAAUUCGCAAUGCGUCAGUAUAGAAAGAAUGCGUGAAACACACAGGUACAAGGAAGAGAUUUCGCAGACCGGCAACCUCCGCCCCAUCGAGCGAUCAGGAAGUCUCAGCCAGCGUGAACAGAUUCAAGGUCACGCGAAAUCGUAUCUCUAGCAAGAACAAGAAGAAUGAAAUUCAGACUGGUAAAUCGGAGGACUACAAGCUUGUAUGUUACUACACGAACUGGUCUCAAUACCGAACGAAAAUUGGGAAAUUCCUGCCGGAGGACAUACAGCCGGACUUGUGUACGCACGUCAUAUUCGCGUUCGGUUGGCUGAAGAAGAACAAGUUGACCAGCUUCGAGUCGAACGACGAAACGAAAGAUGGGAAAAUCGGAUUGUACGAACGAGUGGUUAACUUGAAGAAAGCUAAUCCCUCUUUGAAGGUUUUACUUGCGAUCGGUGGUUGGUCGUUUGGCACCCAAAAAUUCAAAGACGUGUCGACGACGAGAUACGCGAGGCAGACCUACAUCUACAGUGCCAUUUCGUACCUGCGAAAUCGAAAUUUCGAUGGCCUGGACAUCGACUGGGAAUAUCCGAAAGGAGGAGACGACAAGAAGAACUACGUGCUUCUGUUGAAAGAGCUUCGAGAAGCGUUCGAAGCUGAAGCUCAGGAGAAGAAGAUACCAAGACUUCUUUUAACAGCUGCUGUGCCGGUUGGUCCUGAUAACGUUAAGAGUGGAUACGAUGUGCCAGCAGUUGCUAGUUAUCUGGACUUCAUUAAUUUGAUGGCGUACGACUUCCACGGGAAAUGGGAACGAGAGACGGGUCACAACGCACCUUUGUACCCCUCGUCGUUAGACUCCGAAUGGCAGAAGCAAUUAAGCGUGGACAACGCGGCGUCCAUGUGGGUUCGUUUGGGCGCCCCUAAGGAGAAACUGAUCAUCGGUAUGCCGACCUACGGGCGAUCGUUCACUCUCUCGAACCUCUCCAAUUUCCGUGUUCACGCACCUGCCAGCGGUGGUGGAAAGGCCGGCGAAUACACCAAGGAAUCCGGCUUUCUUGCCUAUUACGAGAUCUGCGAGAUGCUGCGAAACGGUGCAAUUUACAUCUGGGACGACGAGAUGAAGGUGCCGUACAUGGUUCAGAACGACCAGUGGGUGGGCUUCGACGACGAGAAGUCCAUCCGGAUUAAAAUGGACUGGCUGAAGAGCAAAGGUUACGGCGGGGCCAUGGUGUGGACAAUCGAUAUGGAUGAUUUCAACGGUACGGUUUGCGGUGGAAGUGUCAAGUACCCCUUGGUCGGGGCGAUGAGGGAGGAGUUGUUCGGUAUAUCAAGAGGUUCGAACGCUAAGGACGUCGACUGGACCGCCGUGGCCAGCACCGUCUCCGAGAGUAUUCUGAAGAGACCCGAGCCUUACAAGAUAUUGGUCUCGGACGUAAUCAACAAGGCGAAGAAACUUCAGAAAUCGACAACGCAACUCGUUAUUAAUCCUCCUACCAAUGAAAGGGCAGCUCAAUCGAUGUGCUAUCUGACGAAUUGGUCGCACAGAAGACCCGGAGCUGGGAAAUUCGUGCCAGAGGACAUCGAUCCAACGCUUUGCACGCAUAUAGUCUACGCGUUCGCGACUUUGAAGAAUUUCCUGCUCGCAGAGGAAAGCGAGAAGGACACGGAGAUGUACGAACGAUUGAUCGCUCUGCGCAAUAAGAAUCCCGACAUCAAGAUAUUAUUGGCGAUCGGUGGUUGGGCGUUUGGAUCAACCCCAUUCAAGGAAUUGACCAGCAAUACCUUUCGCAUGAAUCAAUUCGUCUACGAAGCCAUCGAAUUCCUCCGAGAGUACAAAUUCGAUGGUCUAGAUGUCGAUUGGGAAUAUCCACGAGGUGGUGACGAUCGAGCAGCGUACGUGAACCUUUUGAAGGAACUUCGACUGGCAUUCGAGGGUGAGGCAAAUAGUUCUGGACAACCGAAAUUAAUUUUGUCAGCCGCGGUGCCAGCUAGUUUCGAAGCUAUCGCUGCAGGAUACGACGUACCAGAGAUAUCUAAAUAUCUGGACUUCAUUAACGUGAUGACGUACGAUUUCCACGGUCAGUGGGAGAGACAAGUCGGUCACAACAGUCCUCUGUUCCCUUUGGAAAGUGCUACCAGUUAUCAGAAGAAAUUGACAGUGGAUUACAGUGCGAGGGAAUGGGUGAAACAAGGUGCACCAAAGGAGAAGUUAAUGAUCGGUAUGCCAACGUAUGGCAGAUCGUUCACGUUAGUAGACAAAGAGAAAUUUGACAUCGGAGCUCCAGCUUCUGGAGGUGGAAUAGCCGGAAACUUCACCAACGAAUCGGGAUUCCUCUCGUACUACGAGAUUUGCGGCUUCCUGAAUGAAGAUAACACUACGUUAGUAUGGGACAAUGAGCAACAAGUUCCGUUUGCGUACAGAGAGGAUCAGUGGGUUGGAUUCGACGAUGAGAGAAGUCUAAUAAAUAAGAUGCAAUGGCUCAAAGAAGAAGGCUUUGGAGGUAUAAUGAUCUGGUCGGUGGACAUGGAUGACUUCAGAGGAAGUUGCGGGGCUGGCAAGUAUCCACUGAUCAAAGCGAUGAUGAAAGAGCUGAGGGAUUAUAAAGUGAAAUUGGAAUACGACGGUCCUUAUGAGACUGGGAAAAAUGGGAGAUACGCCAUCAAAGAUCCGAACGAAGUAAGCUGUGAUGAAGAAGACAACCAUAUUUCUUACCAUCCUGACAAGAACGAUUGUACUAUGUACUACAUGUGCGAGGGUGAAAGAAAACAUCACAUGCCCUGCCCGGUAAAUCUGGUGUUCAAUCCAAACGAAAAUGUUUGCGAUUGGCCUGAAAAUGUGGACGGAUGUGUACAACACACACAGGCACCGCCGGUGUAAAGAAAAAAAAAAAAAAGAAGAAAAGAGAAAGAGACAAAGAUAAUAAUUAUUUAAGAAUAUUUUUAAUUAAAACAGUUACGUGAUGAUAAUUAA